Molecule: messenger RNA, 982 nt
Organism: Prorocentrum cordatum
Lineage: Eukaryota; Dinophyceae; Prorocentrales; Prorocentraceae
Source: the annotation of a GenBank genome assembly
GGGCGGCUGGACCUGCUUCGCCCACACCGCGUUCACCCGGCAGCUGCAAGAGGCCGGCAAGCUCCAGCCGUUCCGGCGCGUGGACCUGAUCCGCAUCGCCUACCAGCACUUGUCCAGCCUCUUCGACCUGGACGAGCUGGCCCGCCAACAGUUCAUCGUGGCCCACUUCCCUGCGGCCGGCCUCCACGAACUGAGAGGCCUCGAGGAGCACUUUUUCCUGCCGCUGCGCUGCAACGGAAAGCCCCUCCUCCCCAGGCAGAUCAGGGACUACUUCGGGGAGAAGAUAGGCUUCUACUUUCACUUCUUUGUUUUUUACGUGCGGUCCCUGUUCUUGCUGGGCCUGAUCGCAGCCUGCCUGAGCUGGGUGGACGUGCCUACGCACGUACUCAGGCAGUGGGGAGCUGGGCCCGUGGACAGCUACGUCAAGUACGCAGUCAAGGUCGGGUUUGGAGCCGCGGUGGUGAUAUGGGCGAUCCUGUUCGAGAUCAGGCUGGACCGCAGCAUCAUCCGCACCGCCCAGGGGUGGGGCAUGAGCCCCGGCACCGUGAAGGUCGUGGAGAACGAUCUGCGAUCUUUCGAUCCCACGCUGGUGGGCACGCAACAGGAGAUCAACCAGUAUUAUUGCGCAGCGUUGUGUACGGGGUCGUAUGUCGCGUUGUACCUGUGCAUCGUCACUGCCAUCAACUCAGAGUGGUUGGUCGAAGGGCAUCAGACAACGAAGACAUGGCUUGUCUCGGCGUUCAUUGUCGUCGCAAAGAAGGUUUGGGGCUAUGCAGCCCCACUGAUCACCGACAUGGAGAACCACAAGACGAAGAAACGCUACCACGAUGCUCUUUUACUCCGGCUGUCGUGGUACAAACUGUUCUUCUUCGUCUGGCCGCCCCUGAGGCCGACCGAUUUCUCUUCGACGGGUUCGCGAAGGCAUACUGCGCAGGCACCAAGACAGAGGCUGUGGAGAAGAGAUACGGUGACCUGCCGUUGA